AUGAAGAUAAACUUUGGAUACAUAACUCCUGUGCCGUUGAACACGGAGCUGAUAGACACGUCCCUUAGUAAAACCCAGAGGAGAACACCAACAGUCAUCCACCCCCAAUACAACAUUAUCAAGAUAAGGAUGUUCUAUAUGAGGAAGGUAAAGCAUGCAGGAAGUGAGUUUGGAUCGAGGCUUGGAACCAUUCUUACAGACUUUCCAAGGAUCGAGGACAUCCAUCCAUUCUACAGGGAUUUGAUCAAUGUUUUGUACGACAGAGACCAUUACAAGCUUGCCCUUGGGCAUGUAAACUCGGCAAGGAAUGCCAUCGACAAGAUUUCAAAGGAGUUUGUAAAGCUCCUGAAGUUUGCGGACAGCUUGUACAGAUGCAAGCAGCUGAAAAGAGCAGCUCUUGGGAGAAUGGCAUCUGCAAUCAAAAGGCUUGGAAAGACUUUGGAGUAUCUGGAGGAGGUUAGGAUGCACAUGAGCAGGCUGCCGUCGAUAGACUUAUCUGGAAGAACUCUCCUUGUGUGUGGAUUUCCAAAUGUUGGGAAGAGUUCGUUUGUUAGGAAGGUGUCAAGGGCGGAUGUGGAGGUCCAGUCUUAUCCGUUUACAACAAAGAGUCUUUAUGUUGGUCACUUUGACUACAAGUAUCUUCAGUGGCAGGUGAUUGACACGCCGGGAAUCCUAGACCAGCCUCUUGAAAACAGAAACACUAUUGAGAUGCUCAGCAUCACUGCACUUGCACACAUCAAGGCUGUUGUUCUUUACUUUAUCGAUCUGAGUGAGACAUGCGGAUAUUCGAUCAGCGAGCAGAUAGACCUAUUCAACACUCUGAAUCCACUCCUGAAUUCGAGCAUGGUGAUUGUUUUGAGUAAGAGCGAUGUGGUGAAAUUGUGUGAUCUGGAGGAUAAAGAAAUGAUCAUGGAGUUUCUGUCUGGGAAGAAGUACAUGGAGAUGAGCUGUGAAAAGGAAGAAAACAUAGAUGUGGUCAAGGGGAUGGCAUGUGACCUCUUGCUCGACGAGCGAUUUGAGAAGAAGAUCAACAGCGACAAGCUCUGCGAAUACAUCAACCGAAUCACGAUUCUCAGGCCGAAGGAGGUCCGAGAAAAGGCAGAAUCGUUUGUUUGCUCCCGGGAGAUAACAGAGAUUGAAAAUGAGCAGGAAAGGUAUCUUGUCCCUUCCGAGUACAAGUACGACAUCAUACCCGAGAUUAUAGACGGAAAGAAUGUAGCAGACUUCUUUGACCCAGAUAUUGAAAGAAAACUUGUGGAGAUUGAGAAGGAGGAAGAGGACAUGCUUCCGAUGUACUGCAAGACUUACGAUGUGUUGUCUCCUGAAGAAAGAGCUCUGAAGGAAGAGAUUACAGUAGGGAUAGAAAGAAGGAGGAUUAUCAACAGGCUUCGGGAAAAGAAAAGACUUCCGGAUUCAUGGAAGCUGAGGACGAAGAACAGUGGAGAGGAAGUGGAAGUGAGUGUGAAGAAAGACAACAAGACACAGAUAGUGCAGCCACCUCGGCAGCCAAGCAAGAAGAAGGCUAGGUUUGAUGACAAGCACUAUUAUGACAGAAAGCCAAAGCAUCUUUAUAGAGGGCGAAGGUGA
Molecule: messenger RNA, 1587 nt
Organism: Encephalitozoon intestinalis ATCC 50506
Lineage: Eukaryota; Fungi; Microsporidia; Unikaryonidae
Product: NOG1 nucleolar GTP-binding protein
Exons: 1
Coding region: 1-1587 (528 amino acids)
Biological process (GO): ribosomal large subunit biogenesis
Cellular component (GO): nucleolus
Molecular function (GO): RNA binding; GTP binding; GTPase activity
Source: RefSeq, a predicted model, not a curated record